UGGGCUAGCACUAGCAACCACUCACGCACAGUGGAGGUUUCCUGAACAUCAUAUCAUGCUGCCUACACCAACGCAAAACAUGGAUGGAAAUCGACCGUUCGCCCAAAUGUCUUACUGCACCGUGGUAGAUAAAAAUGACCAGUGUAAAUUCAUAUGCUACACGCAUAAAGAUUCGGAGAUGUUCAAUGUUGGUUUGACAAAUGCCUCUGAUGUGUGGAGCACAGCUUUCACUGGUGAGACAUUGAACCAGUUUAGACAGAAGUUUGCCUUGAAGUCAACAGCGGAUUAUAUCAUGAAAAUUAGGUCUGCGUGUGGCAGUGGGAGUGUGUCUGUAUCAAUGCAGGACAGCUGUGCAGUGCUCUGUGUAGGCACCAGUCCAGGGGACCUGAAUGUGACUCUGUCCAGACUGAAACAGCCCGAGGCCAAAGAGAAACUGAGAGAGCUGCUGUUUAGAAUGGCAGACAGUCUGACUCGUUUAGACCAUACAACAGGCCCAGCCCCAUUCAGUCCUGGAAAGAGUCCACACAAACGCAGUACAGAUUUUGAGCCAAGGAGACAACCGCAGAGUGGCCAAACUCUGGCAGUCAAGAAGCGUCUUCCAGGAGAUUCUCUUAUCAACCCAGGAACAAGAAGAAAGCAUCCAGCAACCGGGGUGGCAUUUGAUGAGGAAGAUGAUCAAUGAUGAUUUGCUAAAGAGAAAUGACCACAGUUGCCUUCCAUCAUCACUCACAUUUCUGCUGCAUAUAACAAUUUAGUGCAUGAAUGUUAUUUUAUUCCACUGACACUGCAACAUCAUUUUAAAAAUCAACCUAUUUAAUGCUGUCUACAUGAUGACAUAAUCUGCUUUUUAAGGACUCAUAAGGUGUCUCCCAAGUGACACUAUUCCCUAUAUAGUGCUCUACUUCUGACCAUAUGGGCCCAGGUCAAAAGUAGUGCACUAAUUAUGGAAUAGGGUGCCAUUUGGAAAACAACCAUGAUGAUCAUUACCUCAAUCACUGUGUGAAAACUUGAAACAUGGUUUUUAAAUGUAUUUUAAUCUUGACUUCUGUAAUAAACAUUCAUUAAAAAAAUUAAAAAAAA
Salvelinus namaycush (lake trout) is the source of this 1080-nucleotide messenger RNA. Its product is annotated as protein PAXX-like. Lineage: Eukaryota; Metazoa; Chordata; Actinopteri; Salmoniformes; Salmonidae. Gene Ontology annotation, biological process: double-strand break repair via nonhomologous end joining. The transcript is spliced from 7 exons. Gene Ontology annotation, molecular function: molecular adaptor activity. The record is from RefSeq and is a predicted model, not a curated record. The coding region runs from base 56 to 682 and encodes 208 amino acids. Gene Ontology annotation, cellular component: site of double-strand break; nonhomologous end joining complex; nucleus.